AUGUCAAAGAAGAAGAGAUAUUCACUAAAUGGGGCCUCGCCUGUUGUCCCUAUCGUUGCCAGUUUUGAAUCUGACUCAAACAUUAGUUCAGAUGUAGAGGAUAAAAGAGCUUCAGUCACAAGCACCUUUUUAGAUAGACAUGGCGAGUUGAGUCGAAAGGAUUCUUUUCUAAGAUCAAAUCAAACGGGAAAACAUUCAUCUUUUUACAGAAUUUCAUCUUCAGAUUUAUCGGCAACUAAUUUAUCAUUCGAUUCAUUAGAGGUUGCAACAACAGCAAAUGUUAAAAUAAUCUUGAUAGGUGAUGCUGGUGUGGGAAAGACAGGGAUGGUUCUAAGUUUUUAUAAUGAAUUACCAACAAAAGGCCAGUUUAAAUUAAUGAGAGAAGUAUCAGGUUCUGCAAAGGAAAAUUUUCAAUUUGAUAAAAUGAAACUACCGAAAAGAAGCAUCAAUGCUAAUAUUAAAAGACUUAAGAAGAAACCAUCGUUGACCUCUGUCAAAAAAAGAUAUAGUCUAAAUGAUUAUGAAGAACUUUUCAACAAGAAAUCUCCGACAUCAGAGGAUUUCGAUCUUUCCCUAAAUUCAAAUUCAGGUUCUAAAUUGAAAGAUGAAUUCCACCGUGAUGACGUUGAAAGUGAAAAUGAAGACGAAUUAGUGAUAGAUACUUCAUCAACUAUUGGUAUUGACAUUAAAACCACUACAGUAAAUGUAGAUAACAGAUUUUUCAAGUGUAUCACCUGGGAUACUGCUGGCCAAGAAAGGUAUAAAAAUGUUAUGAUUCCUACACUAUAUAAAGGAUCAAACGGUGUGUUCUUAAUUUAUGAUAUCUGUGAUAUUGAAAGUUUUAGAAGUUGCUGUGAUCAUUGGUUGCAAGAAGCGAUCGAUAAUAUGAGCAAAGAAGACUUGUCAAAAGCUAGAUUUUACUUAAUUGGUAACAAGAUUGAUCUCUACAAAAAGAGACAGGUUAGACAUGAAGAUGUGUUGGAAAAAAUGAGUGAAAUUGAAUUCAAAUUCGAAGUUAAGAUUGCUGGCAAUUUUGAAGUUACAUGCAAAUGGCCAAAUGUAGUUGAGAGGACUUUUAAUAUCGCUAUUAAAGAUUUGAUUGAGCAUGGUUGUUAUGAUGAUACAGAAUACAAAAAUACUGGCAGUAAUAUUGAAAAGUUGCCAAAUAAACAAAGUGGUGACGAUGAUGAAAACAGACUUGUGGAUAGCAGCAUUCUAGAAACAAACGCUGAUACAUCGAAAAUACUGAAAGAUUUAAAUGACCUUGACUCGGAUGACAACCCUGCAGAAGAAAGAGAAUCAGAAGGUGAAUUUUCGAAUAAUAGAAUAAGGAAAAGUCCACCGAUUAGUACUAAAAGCAAAAUUAUAUCGCAGUCUCUGGAAUAUAAUGACAUGGUUUCGGAUUCAGAAUCAGAUAAUGAACAUACCAUACGAAAUCGGCUUGUAGAAAAUCCAAAUAAGAACAUUGAAAAAAAUGAUGAAGGCAAAGAUAUCGAUGAAGCACUUGAAAGAUUAUUUCCAAAGAAAUCAAGCAAUGUCGAUAUAACGAAACCUUUAGGGAAGAAUUCAGAGACUCCGAAUGGUUCAUUCUAUUCUUCCUGCUGUGCAUAA
Molecule: messenger RNA, 1611 nt
Organism: Tetrapisispora phaffii CBS 4417
Lineage: Eukaryota; Fungi; Ascomycota; Saccharomycetes; Saccharomycetales; Saccharomycetaceae
Gene: YPT11
Product: Rab family GTPase YPT11
Exons: 1
Coding region: 1-1611 (536 amino acids)
Cellular component (GO): Golgi apparatus; endosome
Molecular function (GO): GTP binding; GTPase activity
Source: RefSeq, a predicted model, not a curated record